ACUCAGGUACUCCAGGUCGGACUCAUGAUCUCCACCACCUCUAGCACCGUUGAGAUGGUCACGCAGGGGAAGCUCCAGAUCAACUCCAUCGACAGUGUGGAAGAUAAGAAUUCUGGAAAACUGGGAUGCUUUGGCUGGAUUUUGGUGAUCAUAUCCCUCCUCUUCAUAGCCGCUACGUUCCCUCUCACCAUAUGGAUGUGCGUGAAGAUAGUGAAGGAGUACGAGCGAGCCGUCAUCUUCAGACUUGGACGUAUCGCCGACAGGAAACCUAAAGGACCAGGACUUUUCUUUGUGCUUCCCUGCACCGACAACUUUGUCAAAGUUGAUCUGAGGACAGUUUCGUUCGACAUUCCCCCUCAAGAGAUCUUGACCAAAGACUCAGUGACGGUUAGCGUGGACGGCGUGGUCUACUUUCGGAUAAACUGUCCCAUCUCUGCUGUGGCCAACGUGUCCAACGCUCACUCCUCCACCAGACUUCUGGCCCAAACCACCCUGAGGAACGUGCUGGGAACCAAGAACCUGGCGGAGCUGCUGUCGGACCGAGAAGGGAUCUCACUCAGCAUGCAGGAGUCCCUGGAUGAAGCCACAGAUCGGUGGGGGAUUAAAGUGGAGCGUGUUGAGAUCAAGGAUGUGAAGUUGCCACAGCAGCUGCAGAGAGCCAUGGCAGCCGAGGCCGAGGCCAGCAGGGAGGCUAGAGCCAAGAUCAUUGCUGCAGAAGGAGAGAUGAAAGCGUCCCGGGCGCUGAAGGAAGCGUCCCUGGUCAUCGCAGAGGCGCCUUCUGCUCUGCAGCUGCGAUACCUGCAGACACUCAACACCAUCGCGGCCGAGAAGAACUCCACCAUCAUCUUCCCGCUGCCCAUCGACAUGAUCCAGACGUUCAUGCAGAGGAAGUAGCCUGAAAGCUGAGAAUCUUAACAUGUUAGCCGUUUAUUUGCACUGGACACUUCUCUAUUUCUCAACUACAGAGCAGUUAUGCUGUCAACAUAUUUCCUUCUGCUGAACAGGUUACGUUUUCGACGGCGGUCUGUGUUCAAAAUAAUAAAAGUGAUGGAAAUAUGCGAGCAAAUGAUGAAGUUUUCAGGGGUGAUCUGGAUCACCGUCUGGAUUUAAAGAGCAACUAAUGGCAGGUCUGAGCGUUGUUUACAAUGAUAUCAAAGAGCGUCUCUGGACUCAAGAUAAACUUAUAACUGUUUGAUAGGGAGCUGGAUUCAGGCAUUAGUUGCUUUUUAACAUCUGGAGAUUUUUUCAGACCGUUUUCGGAAUAUGUGCCAAAGUGGCGUUCAGAUCCAGGAAUUUCUUUUUGAAGGAUACUUUAAUACUGGAAGACUGUGAUGGCGGUGGACUGAAGCUGCCUGGCAGAGGUUUGCACUGUCUGAGUGCUUUUCUAAUUAAAUCUUUGUUUAUAUUGUCUCUCCACACCAAAGCUAACCGUACUUGUUUAUUGUUGUCAUUUAGAGCUAAAUACAAAGUGCAACAUUGACAGUGUAGGUGUGUGUGUGUUACUACGACUACACCACUCGGACCAGUCAACAACAUGUAUGAAAUGCACAA
Molecule: messenger RNA, 1551 nt
Organism: Synchiropus splendidus (mandarinfish)
Lineage: Eukaryota; Metazoa; Chordata; Actinopteri; Syngnathiformes; Callionymidae
Product: stomatin-like
Exons: 7
Coding region: 25-894 (289 amino acids)
Cellular component (GO): plasma membrane
Source: RefSeq, a predicted model, not a curated record